UGCAGUUAGAGGUGGCUGGCCCUGUUUUACAAGGCGCAGCUCUCGCCUCAACACUCAGCCAAGAUACAGACAGUCAUGCGCUGAGGGAAUUCACACUACAUCUGCAAAGGGAUCGACUUUUAGUUUGAACAAACUCUCUUAUUGCAGUGGUUACUUUUCCUUCAAUGGCAUUUCAUAAGGAAGAUAGCCAGGAGGACGCACGAGAGUGUCCAGUGUGCUAUGAGAGUCUGUCGGGCACAGAGAGGACUCUGAGCUGCGGACAUGUAUUCUGCCACGACUGUCUGGUCAAAACGUUGGUCAGCAUCAACAGCAAUGGAAACACUAUCAGAGACACUAUUGUUUGCCCUGUCUGCCGACAUCUUACAUUCAUCAAGAAACAAAAGGAAGCGCUCGUGUCCCUUGCGGCGGACAAGGAUCCAGGUGAAGGGCAGACCCUGGAGGUGCCUGUCCCUCCGCCACCGAGACAGAUCCAGAGCGCACGGCGCCCCUCCAGUUUACCGACAGAAGUUACUUGGAUUUCUCGUUGCUUUAGUGACAUGUCUGAACGAAUCCGUCGACAAAGGUUGAUUAGGCCAAGCCAUAAUGAAUCUCAGAUCUUUAUCAUAAGCGCUCAAGGGCGACCCAUGGCUGAAAACGAUGCGCUCAGUGUCGUGAUGACUGCGGUUCAACCGCAGCGCAGGCGAAGGCGCAAGAUUUGCACAACUGCACGAUGCCUGGUUAUGUUGCUGUCAGCAUUUACUAUACUUGCACUGGUGGCUGCGACUUUACCCUGGAUUUUGUUGGCAUAGCCCAGUGAUGUGGAUGUCUGGAUUAUGAAGUGCCAAUAUAGAAUGAUGAACUGACAUUUUUAGGAAACAUAUUCUCAUCCAAAGACUGAAGUUUAUACCUGCUAUGCAAUGAACUGUGUGAAGAAGUGUAUUUGUCUUAUAGAUCAAAUAAUUUAUUUCAAUAAAUAAUACAAAUAUUGAAAAUGUACAAUAUGGUAACAUUGCAACAUGAUUUUAAGAUGUGAUUAGGUACCGUAAUUUCCUUGAUUUCCUGAUUUUAAAGAAAAGUCUGUGAGUGUAUAGGCAUGCCCUUUGUGUGCAUAACCACGCAACAGUCUAAAGUAAAGUCAAGGAUAAAGCUUUGGCAGAUAAGUCUUUGUGACAUGUUCUACCUGUUUUAUGAAUAGCAAACAUGCAGGGAAAUGUUUCAAUUUGAAAGUGCACCAAAAGUGAAUAAAUCCAACAAGAUUGGACAUUUUGAAACUAUAAUUUCAACAAGGAAAAAAAGGAGUUUGGCAGAAAAAAAUAU
Cottoperca gobio is the source of this 1296-nucleotide messenger RNA. Its product is annotated as RING finger protein 222. The transcript has a single exon. Lineage: Eukaryota; Metazoa; Chordata; Actinopteri; Perciformes; Bovichtidae. The record is from RefSeq and is a predicted model, not a curated record. The coding region runs from base 165 to 788 and encodes 207 amino acids.